Molecule: messenger RNA, 6974 nt
Organism: Austrofundulus limnaeus
Lineage: Eukaryota; Metazoa; Chordata; Actinopteri; Cyprinodontiformes; Rivulidae
Gene: znf516
Product: zinc finger protein 516
Exons: 5
Coding region: 752-4054 (1100 amino acids)
Biological process (GO): regulation of DNA-templated transcription
Cellular component (GO): nucleus
Molecular function (GO): RNA polymerase II cis-regulatory region sequence-specific DNA binding; DNA-binding transcription factor activity, RNA polymerase II-specific
Source: RefSeq, a predicted model, not a curated record
GUGUGUGCAUGUGUGUGCAUUUGUCAAGCAAACAAAUUCAUCCCCAUUUUCAUGUUCCCAGCUGGCAGUCUUUGGAUACUAUGGUGUGUUGUGUAAAGGCUGCCCUGCGGUGCCAUUUGAAGAAAAUGACUCCAUGUCCUCAAUCUUCUGUCGUUGAUUUCCCCGUCUAACAGAUCUGUUGGUUUUCAGCAGAAGCUGAUGAAUGUAACUCCUGCUGGAACAGGCGGCUCUCUCCAGGGAAAGCUGCACAAACACGACUCCUUSAUGCAACGAUUGCCUUCCUCUGUAUUAUCCUGAGUUCUGCUCUGAAUUAACACCGGAACAGUAAGUUCUGCCAUAAGGAGCUCACUGUGAUCAUAACUGAGGAUGAAGGAGCCAACAAACUGAAGAGCUGAAGUGUUGUGGAUCAGCUUCUCUUGUACCUCUUAACUUUACUCAGCUGAUAUGAUGAUGGCACUGAGUGUCCGUGUCAUUCUGGCAAAAAGAUGCAGUCUCACUUUAUUAUCCUAGUCAAGGCCAGUGUUUGUCUAAAAAACGUUAAUGAUAUGCAGCUUUCUGUGAUUUACCUCAGUGAAGAGUGUGGCAUCCAGUAAGUGGGCUUGAUUGAUCAUCAGAUGAUUGAAGGCUCAUAAGGUUUUAGCUGACGAGCUAAAAGACAAAAAACAUCCCUAGAUGUACAUCCGCAGAUAGCAGAGUUUUAAAGUGUUGCUAAGUUUGUUAACGACCAGCUACACAGGCUGGUUUCAUUUCUAUGAUGAAUCCCAGAGACAGUGUGGAGGUUAUGGAGACCGAGAGAGGAGGUCAGAAGGAGAAACUGAUGGGAGAGAAAACCAGUCCUGGAAUGGAGAUGGAUGGUGAAGAUGACAAAAUCCCUGGAACUUACAACUGCAACAUCUGUGGACGCAGCUUCCCUUUCCUUAGUUCUUUAUCUCAGCAUAUGAGACGCCACACAGGUUCACGCCCCUACAAGUGCCCCUACUGUGACCACAGGGCUUCUCAGAAGGGCAACCUCAAGGUCCACAUCCGCAGCCACAAACUGGGGACGCUGUCCAGCCACCACUCCAAUGAGGACGAAGAGGGUGGGGCCGAGGAGGAGGAGACAAAAGUUUCAGAGGGUCUCAAUGGAAGCACCAGUCCAACUAAAAGCAGUUCAGCCUGUAACAAGGUGGUCAAUGGGGAUACUGGUGAAGAAAGCCGCAGGAAAAUGCCUGCACGGAGCAUGAAGAGAGAAAAAGCCGUGACCAACCAACGGCCUUUCUGUUGCCGUCUUUGUGGCUAUGAGGCCCAGCGGGAAGAUCAGCUUCUCAGCCAUAUAGAGAAGGUCCACAUAACAGCAGAUGCAGAAGAUGAUACCUUCUCUGUUAAGGAAGAUGAUGUUACUGAGUCUGAUGCCAUGCAAGCCCAGGGCGAUGGGAUGUUCGCCUGUGAGACCUGUGGCCAGGUCUUUACCCAAGCCUGGUUUUUGAAAUCACACAUGAAGAAACAUGCUGGAAUACUCGACCACUGCUGUCGAAUCUGUGGGAGAAGGUUCCGCGAAGCUUGGUUUCUCAAAUCUCACAUGAAAACUCACAAUACCAAAUCCAGAUCUCGCUCAAAAGCAGAGUCAGCUGAGCCUCCAGCCACUAUCAAUGAUGUAGCCCAGGAUCCUGAUAUUUUUACUGCCUCUGUUACCUCUGUCUAUCAGAUGUGCUCCAAAUGUGGGAACCUUUUUCACAGCAAAGAAAGCCUCAGAGCUCAUGAUAAGGUUCACAGUCAGAACUUUGCCAGAAAGUCUCCCAUCCGGUUCCGGCCCAGUGAUGACGAGGGCUCACCGGCUGCUAAGAGACGUUUCCUUGAAUACUUCAACCUCCAGUGUGUUGAAGAAAAGGCUCUUGAUGAAGAGGAGGACAAUGAGAAAAAGAUUCUCGGUCAAAGAAUUCUAGAGCUGGAUCCAGUUUGUAGCUACCAGGCCUGGCAUUUGGCCACAAAAGGAAAGAUUGUGGAGCCAGUGGAGCCUAGUUACAAGACCUCCUAUGUGGGAGGAAAUAUGAUGGAGGACAGCCCUCCUGAAGCAGCUGUGGUUUUUGAGAGGGAGAGCAGUCAAUAUGUCCUUCAACGGCAAGAAAAACGAAACUCAGGCAGACGCAGCAACUCAGUGUUGGGGAGUCAUACCUCAUCCGGCGACAGGACACCAGAGAGCCUUAGUGACUCUGAGUACCGACCUUCAAGUCGCCAAGACAAACGGCGACCAUCCCAGUCCCAAGCCUCCUCUUCUAAGGGAAACGAGUGCUUUGAGUGCGGUAAGACGUUCCGCAGUCGUCACCAGAUGAUUGUCCAUCAACGGGUCCACAGGAAGGAUGGAGGCAGGGGAUCUUUAGAAGACAAGGAGAGAACCACAAGGGACAAUCAAUGGGGCCCUGCCAGUGAUCCGGAGUCAGGCUCCGCCAGCAGACCCAGCACUCCAGGGUACGGAGACUCACCCCCUGCCUCAACCCUGGGAGAACAGGCUUCUGAGAUGGGUACUUCAAAUUCUGGAGAGCUUGCAGAUGAGAAGCCCUACAUCUGCAACCUGUGUGAGUUUGUCACCACAGAUUCUCAAGCAUAUUUCACUCAUGUUGAUGUCCAGCACCCAGCUGCCACCAAAGACACAACCAGCCCUGUUCCCAGCUUCACCUCCAGCUUGGACAAAGGCACCCCCAGUGGUUACCCCAAACUCAAGAACACUUUGAUUCAGGGGCUUAAAAAGUCAUCUCAUGCUUACCUCUCAGCUCGUUCCUCCCCCAGUGAUCCCAACAUGAUCCCUGUUGAUCUGUGUGUAAGGGCUGGGGGCAUUAGGGACAUGAACUCCCUACCUUUAGACAGGAAAAGCCUUCCUAGCCACAAGUGCUCCUUCUGCUCUCACUCCACCCGCUACCCCGAGGUGCUCUGGAUGCACCAGACUGUGGCUCACCGCAUCAACAGCAGUAGCUCCAAUCUAGCUCCUAAGUGGGCUGUUAAAAACAACUCAAAGGGCUCCAGAGAUGGCUCGUUUUCCUCCCGGAGACGGACCGGACCGCCACCAGUUCUGGAAGGAAGGGAGUGUCCACCACUGCCUCCGCUGAUGCGCACGCAGAGAACACGGCCUCCAGUCUGUUCCAGCGAGGUUCCAAAGAAGAGCAGGCCAGUUAGUCAUGCAUCUUCUUCAUCAUCUGCUCCCUGUGCCUCCUCCUCAAGGAGCUCCACGUCUACUUCAGGUAGCCAAGCUGGGCGAGCCCCAGUACGGCCAGUCAGCAGCACCGUCAAACACAGAGAGGAUCACAACCAUCGCUUCAGACCCAAGGGGGAAGCGCACUCUCGAGGAAGCUCUCUGGCUUCGUCAGGCUCUGUGGAGAAGAACAUCAGUAGCCACUCUCGCUCCUCGGCGCCGAGCCCCAUCUCCGCUGCAGCUUCCAGGAUUUCCGACCGGUACGUGAUGCCUCAGGAGGGCCUGGGCUUCAUGCUGUCCAGCAAGCACAGCUUCUCAGCAGACUACAGCCGAGCUCAGGGCUUCUCUCAUCAGCCAAGCUCCCACAGUCAGGGUCGGCCCAACCCCUCCAAGCCUAGCACCGUCACUCAUAGUUCAGCCAUGAAGCAGAGCUGUGGCACCGCUCGUACACAUGGAGGCUCUGUGCCGAAUUUUUCCUCCCCCUCUUCCUCCUCCUCCUCCACUUCCUCCACUUCAAUAGCUUCAGACAGUCGUAAAGAGGUGAAGCAGGAGCCAAUUGCAGCAACACCAGAGAUGCCAACAGAUAUCCUCAGCUUCCUCAAAAACUACAGCCCCCAUGAGCUGGCAGCCCUGUACCACCGCUGGGGUGCAGCCAACGUCCUGAUGGAACCCACAGGAGUGCUGAGAUCUGUCAUGCAGCAGGGCCAGUAUUUCUGUCAYGAGUGUGGGAAGAGCUUCAGCCAGCCCAGCCACCUGCGCACGCACAUGAGGUCCCACACAGGGGAAAGGCCAUUCAGCUGCCAGCUCUGCCCAUACCGAGCCUCUCAGAAAGGGAACCUAAAGACCCACGUCCAGAGUGUCCACCACUUGCCUUUUGAUAACAGCCAGUAGCUGGACAUACAAGGCCUGACCCUGAGCCAGGAAAAGCACAGAGAACAGGCUGCCAAACUCCUACCAAAACCACAAUAACAACAGACUGAUGGAUCACAACAUGGACCAGAGGACCACCCUAGUUUCCCCAAAAUACCCUGACAGAUUUCUUGUAACUCUGAGGUUUGAAAGUCGGACCCAAGACUCACGAUUAACUCACUGGUCUUUACUGAACCUGGAAUUUUCUACCAUGAAAGUUCUUGAUGUUUGGAACUCUUUAGUUUGGUUUUGUGAAGAAAUGUUUUCAAGCUGUGCUAGGAAAUGCUAAAAAAUAGAGUGUCCUAUGAUAAAAAUAUUUGAAGCCUUUAUAUUUUAAAGUGUUUUAGCAAAUGAAGAAGUUAGGAGUGAAACUAUAAGAGUUUUCUAAGCAAGAAAGCUGGACUCAUGACUAUUGUUGCAGAUGUUGCAUGGUUUACUUUAAUAUGAAGGUUCGAAAACCCUUAAAAGAUUUCUGAUCGUAAAAAAACCCCCACAAUUUAUAGAUUUCUCCUUUGAAGCCAUUUUCGAGGUACCAAGUGAAGGUGCCAAGGGCAGCCUUAAAGGAAAAGUUAUCUUUCUAGAAAGAAGAGAAUCUUUUUCAUCAAGAACACUUUGGCCACCAAAACACGGUUUUAGAUUGAAGUUUGUGCRUUUCACUGGACAGCAACCAUCAAGCUGCUACAACAAAUGACUCCCAAAUCAUGAAGAGACACAUUUUGAGCUUAGAUUUGAUUUUAGAAGGUGAAAGGUGUUGUAGUAAUUCAAGCCUCCACUCUGCAGAGUGGUUUAUCAAUGACCAAGAGACGUUGGGUUAGAAAGAGAGAACUAAUGCUGAAGUGUGCUCCGUAGGKGAAACAGCCUAGGUCUUUAAAGCCAAUUUAAAUGGCCGUUCAGUUACUGUGCAUUUCAAAAGAAGAGACUGAAUGAAGUUUUUUCCCAUAACUCGUUCAUAAUCUGAGUGUCUCAGACUCCGAGCAUUCAGUUUGGACCUAAAAUGUGUCUAUGACAAAAGAAGGCAGGAAGGUGUUUGCUCAGAUAAAAGCAACUAAACCAACUGUUUAUGAAAAAAAAGAAUAUGGUUCUACUGGUGGAAACCCAGCCCCUUUACAAUCCAAAAACAGAAAUUGUGACUUUUUGAGGCUAGAAAAAAACAUAACUUUAGAUUGUUUAGUCUUUAAAUUUACUUUUUUGUGUUUGAAGGCAAUAAUGUCUUUGUGCUACGUUGGAAUUGUGUUACCAAGUCAACUAAAAAAAAUUACAAAUGUACUUUAGUACACAAAAAGUAUAUUUUUUUGACUUUUCUGUUUUCUUGUUCAGGAAGGAAAAUCGAGUCAGACCUAAUUUCUCCAAUCUUGUGCAAAGUUAGUGUCCUCACUUCCCAGAAUGUAAACUUUGUAAAUGUUUGAGCAAAACUGGCACGCUGAAUUCCAAAUGAGCAGAGCGUAAACAUUCAGGCGGACUAAAUGAGCCCGUCUUUCAAGCUGUCGGUCCCGUUGUGUUCAGAUUUGCAUUCUGAGGGACCAGAGCGAGGAGGUCAGCAGCCAGAGGUCAGGCAGUCAGGCUUCCAGAGAGUUCAGGGAUAAAAACAUCAGGUGGAGACACUAUGAAAGCUCCCAGAAAUAAAAAGCUGUCACACGUGUGUGUGUGUGUGUGUGUGUGUGUGUGUGUGUGUGUGUGNGUGUGUGUGUGUGUGUGUGUGUGUGUGUGUGUGUGUGUGUGCCUGUUCAGUUUGAUUGAGAUUUUAUUUGAAACAAAGCCAAAGUGUUUGGUUUUUCAUUCUGAAAUAAAACCUGUGCUUAAAUCAGUCACACAACAAAUUGAAAGCAGCUUAAAGUUCCUGGACUUUAAUUUCAAACCCACCAGAGACAAGAGAGAAAGCAGAGAACUGUUACAGUUGCAGAGAUGUUUCCUACAUGCAUACAAAACUGUGUGCUUGAACAUGCCUAAUUAUACACAAAUGUUUGUAAUAAAGGUUGUUGUUAGCUAAAAUACUUGAAACUGAUCCUUUAGCCUUUGAGGUUGUGUAGUACUAAUACCAAUGUUGUACAGAAUUCCCUUUAAGAUUAACUCUUCAGAAUUUGUACUCCAAAGUGUGGCUUAGAAAACUAUAAAGCAGGAGUGAGUGUAAUAUAAGGUGUACAUGUGGAAUCCACUUCGACCAAACCCUUUAUGACCUGCAGUAGAAACCAAAUUGCAUUACUAGUGCACAUAGACUAGGUUAGUGCUUUAACCAGUUUCUUUGUUUUUGACCAAUUCUAGUUAGAUUUAUUUUAGAGGGGGGUUAUUUUAUGGGUGCUGGCUAACUGACUUCACUGAUGUAGAUGCUACUGUCAUUUUGUUCAGAUGAUUACAAGAGUUUGAAUGAAAAUGUGAUUUUUAUUUGAUGUUUUUAGUUGCAUUUUUUUAUGGCAGGUUGGAUAAUGCUUGAUUCAGUUGUACUUAAUUCUUCACAAACAUAUAAAUGUGAGUUUUUAGUUUCUUUUCUAAACUGUAGGGUUUGUUCAGUAGCUUUCCCCACCCUGCCCCCCUCCCACCAGGGACAGGUGUUUCUUUUUAGCUGUUUUAUUUUCAUACCUCUAAAAUGUAUUAUUUGUGUCUGUGUUGCUUAUUUUUGUUCUGAUUUCAGAUUAAUUUGCUCCAGAAGACAUUAUUCCAAAUGUACUUGGUUGAUAUCUGUAUUUAUUAUCACUUCAAAAAGGAUGAGAGGACCGAGGCAGACAGGACUCAUUGUUUUCAUUUGAUUUUUCUGGGUUUAUGUGUUAACAAGGUAGUUUUAAAGCCAGCAAGCCGAUGUGGAAGCUCUACCUCGUCAAAGCCAUUCUCAGUUCUGUUACACUUUUUGUACAUCAUUUCAAAAAGAUGUAAUGUCAUGUCCACAAUAAAGACACACAAAAUGGCCCCA